This is a messenger RNA of Gaeumannomyces tritici R3-111a-1, 1196 nucleotides long. RefSeq lists its product as hypothetical. The transcript has 2 exons. Gene Ontology annotation, biological process: nucleoside phosphate metabolic process; ribose phosphate metabolic process. Gene Ontology annotation, molecular function: ADP-ribose pyrophosphatase activity; ADP-glucose pyrophosphatase activity. Bases 58 to 1002 code for a protein of 314 amino acids. NCBI's taxonomy places the organism in Eukaryota, Fungi, Ascomycota, Sordariomycetes, Magnaporthales, Magnaporthaceae. The record is from RefSeq and is a predicted model, not a curated record.
AGACAGCCGCAAACACUCAUCAAAUAGUACUCUAAAACUCUUCAAUGUGUCAGUGAUAUGCGCCUAGAAACCAUACCCCAUCUCCAGCUCCCACGAGUAUUCCGAGCCCUCUCCAGACAAGCUCACUCAAACACACGCCCCGCUCUUGGCUUUUGCAGAAUGGCAUCGACCUUUCAGCUCCCAGACCAUGACAUCCCAGUCACCCUACCCCAGGGCCUAUCAAAAGAGCAGCUCCUGGGAUUCCACCCCUUCAAGAACUGGGUCGCGACCCUGACCUCGUCGCUGGCGCUGCAGUCCACGGCCGCCAACCACCCCUUCGGCCAGGACCCGUACCGGCUGCGGUCCGUCACGGUGCAGGCGUUCGACCUGUUCGGCGCGUCGCGGGUCGGCUUCCUCAAGCUAGCGGCGGACGUGUCCAACGGCGCGGGCGAGUCGCUGCCGGGCGCCGUCUUCCUGCGCGGACCGUCGGUCGCCAUGAUGGUGGUGCUCAUGCCCGACGACGGCGCCGACGAGCGCCACGUGCUCCUGACGGUGCAGCCGCGCGUCGCCGCCGGCAGCCUGGCCUUUGCCGAGCUGCCGGCCGGCAUGGUGGAUGACGAGGGUCAGUUCGCGGGCACGGCGGCGCGCGAGAUCAAGGAGGAGCUGGGGCUGGACAUUCCCGCGUCGGAGCUGACGUGCCUGAGCGACCUGGCCGCCGAGGAGGCGGCGACGGCGGCGGCGGCCGGGGGGCAGCGGGACGCCGGGGAGAAGCUGGCGCGGGCCGUGUACCCGUCGGCGGGGGGCUGCGACGAGUACAUACCCAUCUUCAUGCACGAGCGGAGGGUUCCGCGCAAGCAGCUGGCAGAGUGGACGGGCAAGCUGACGGGGCUGCGGGACGAGGGAGAAAAGAUCACCCUCAAGUUGGUGCCCAUGGACGACCUCUGGUACGAGGGCGCCUGCGACGCCAAGUGCCUUGCCGCAAUCGCGCUGUGGCAGGGCUUGAGGAGAAAGGGAAGGCUGUGAAGGCUGUGAGCUCGCUGCCGGACACAACAUGAGACGUGAUAGAUAGAUUCCAACUGCCCAGGGCCCGCAUGAUAUCAAUAGGUAAUGCUCUGUCCAUCGCUCUUGUGUGUAUCCCAUCCGGAGCCGUCCGACAUGAACUUUCCUCGCCUACCUCACCCCGUUUAACCUCGGCUCCUCGGCAGGUAGCAGCACCC